ACUCCACAUAAAUGUAUUAAAUAUACAUCAUUUGUCCGGUAUACUUUAUCUGUACUAGUGGUACAAUGGUGAAUGGGACAGUAUUGAGUAUAAAUCGUAUUUUGAGGUCCAGUGCCAGCUGGCAUAACCUGGGCAAAUUUGUUACUGGUUCUUCUGCCCAAGAACAGCACUGGAAUAACCUGAAAAGCUACGAUUCCGCUGUUCACGCGACUAUCGACUCUGUAAGCAGCGUUACUGACUCCCAAGAUGCAACGUCCAUCGACUGGUCAAAAUGGGAAGAUCGCAUAACCCACAAGAAUAUACUAAAGCACAUGAAGGAGACAUAUUUGAAUACUAUGAACACAAUAGACUCCGCAUUAAAACUCCAAAAUCCACCUACAAUGCACAGCGGAUGGGAAAUGUAUGACUCUGUCAAGGACAAUUGUUUGGCUGCCACUAAAGCUGCCGAUAAGAUUAUAUCCGAUGGAAUCAAGGCAUUAUGGAUCUCACAAAAUAAUCCUCCAGUGCACAAGGUUGAUACAAAUGAGUGGCUUGAGAGCGACCAAUACUGGCAAGCAUUUGUUGAAAAACACGCAAUGUACUCACAAUCUGGAACAAGCAAUGACCCAGAAUCUCCAGCUGAAAUCGAAUCUGUUAAGAACAAGUGGAAUACAAACGUUUACAAAUUUAACGAAAGGACGGAUACUCCAAUCCUUUACGACUAUAUGAACCAUUUACCAUCUUGGGAAUUCUACGAUGUCAAUAGGAAACAAUUUUUCGAACAUAUGGAAUACUUUUUGUUGCGAACAGGUGAAGACUUUAGGCAUUUCCCUGACAUUCCAAAGUGGUAUUGGUUGACACAUUUAGAAGACAUUAGAUAUAAAAUAUUUACUGUUUCACAAAGAAGACAAUUCAAGAGACAGGUUGAGAGUUUAUCCAGGGAGGAAACUCCAGAUAUGCAAGAUAGCGAAGAUGCUAAUUAUGACUUGCUUUUGCAUGAGAAACACAAUACAGAAUCAACAUUAAGCAAGCUUAUGGCCAAUUAUAGUUUCUUGUGCGACCCGUUGAUUCCUGUUCAAAAUUUGUUUCAGUUGUCGUAUGUCCUUUCCAAGGAUGGUUACGAAUCACACAAGGGAACACAAGUCUAUACAUUUGGAGAUGAUGUAAAUGCGCUAUUUGUACUACCACAUGGUAGCAACAUAUCUGCCAACGACUUUGUGGACUCCACACAAGUUACUCCUUUGGAAUGUUUCUAUUCUCUCAUGGAUCAUUUGAACCUCUCUGGAAUCAAGGUUAAUCCCACAUAUGCAACUAGACUCGAGUGUCAAAUGGAAGUUAUACAACAGAGAGGACCGAAUUGGUUGAAAUUGCGUAAUGAAACAUCUCUGGAAGCAUUUUUGAGGAGAUUGCGCCACGAUGAUCCUCUAAAACCUCACUAUCUUGAGUACGCAAAGGAACUCACAGAAAGAAUUGCAAACGCAAAACUCGUACCCGUGGAGCAAUGGGUUGCAACAGUAAAGGCUGUGGAAAAGAGGGUAUUAGAGCAAGAAGAGGCUCUUAGAAGCCUUUCAACUGAAUCAACACUCCAUCUCGGAAAAGAUGAAAUCGUAGACUUCGCUUCCAAGAAUUGGAUAAUAGCCAAGGAUCCAGUUACAAACAAGGUGGUAAAACACUCGGAGCUUUUAGCAAGAUUGUAA
Theileria equi strain WA is the source of this 1676-nucleotide messenger RNA. RefSeq lists its product as hypothetical. The transcript has 4 exons. Lineage: Eukaryota; Apicomplexa; Aconoidasida; Piroplasmida; Theileriidae. Bases 66 to 1676 code for a protein of 536 amino acids. The record is from RefSeq and is a predicted model, not a curated record.